This is a messenger RNA of Haliotis rufescens (red abalone), 3840 nucleotides long. RefSeq lists its product as uncharacterized. Gene Ontology annotation, molecular function: transmembrane transporter activity. The transcript is spliced from 19 exons. The record is from RefSeq and is a predicted model, not a curated record. Gene Ontology annotation, cellular component: membrane. Bases 212 to 3610 code for a protein of 1132 amino acids. NCBI's taxonomy places the organism in Eukaryota, Metazoa, Mollusca, Gastropoda, Lepetellida, Haliotidae. Gene Ontology annotation, biological process: transmembrane transport.
GUAACACAGACACAAACAAAACUUCACUCGCACAGCCACAGAUCUGAGCACGCUAUCACCCGACCGAGGUGUGCGCUACUUAAGUGUUCACUACUGACGGGCACCUGUUCUGCGAUUCCUUUACAGAGUAAAGAGGCAUAUACCUGUGCUGAUGCAUCACGGCUUCACUAUUUAAACUGGAAGUAAAGGUCUUCAUUGAAAGGUCUUCACAAUGAAAUUUGACGAUGUUUUUGAGUAUCUUGGGGAUUUUGGAACUUACCAGAAACGGAUGUACUUUCUGCUUUGCUUGCCUGGUGUCUUCACUGCACUUCAGAUAAUGGGAGCUGUAUUUACUCUCAACAUACCAGAACACAGAUGUGCAAUACCCGGGGUCAGCAACGACACAUUUAAGGUACAAGGACUUGACCAUGAGAUCCUCCUUAACGCCACCAUACCCUGGAAGACGGAGAAAGGCGUCAGCGUCAGGGACUCCUGUCUCAUCUACAAGGACGAUGUUCCGGCGGGUCAGAACAGAACAACCCAGGAAUGCAGCGCCUGGGUGUACGACAACUCCGUCUUCAAGAACACCGUUGUUACAGAGCUGAACAUGGUGUGCAACGAUAAGGGCCUGAGGUCUCUUGCCAACAGCAUUCUAAUGGCGGGACUUCUCUGUGGAUCGCUUGUUCAGGGCAUCGUCUCAGACCUGGUUGGGCGGAAACCAACUCUGAUGUUAUCCAUCCUGCUACACGUUGGCACAGGAGUUGGAACAGCGUUUGCGCCGAACUUCGUGGCUUUCGUCAUUCUCAGAUUCUUUAAUGGUGCUUCUGAUAUCGGCCUCUUCAUAUCAUGUUUUGUCAUCGUGAUGGAGCUCGUUGGUCCCUCCAAACGAACCUUAGCUGGUAUGGUCAUCCAGUUUUUCUGGAGCCUGGGUGUAUUCAUUGUGGGCGGUCUGGCCUACUUCAUCCGUGAUUGGCAUCAUCUCCAACUCGUCAUCUCCGUCCCAGCUGUGCUAAUGCUUGGCUUGUACUGGUUAGUUCCCGAGUCGCCAAGAUGGCUGCUGUCACGUGGUCGCGAGGAGGAAGCAGAAGCAAUCCUGAGGAAGGCGGCAGAAGUGAACGGCGUGACGCUUCCACCGAAGCUGUUUGACAAGGACACUCUGGAUGACGGUCCCCAGGCCAAGAUCACAGAGAUGUUCACAUCCCCAGUCCUCCUCGUCAGGACACUCAUCAUCUUCUUUAACUGGGUUGUUGUCGUCAUGGUUUUCUACGGUCUUGGUCUUAACGUUGGAAAUCUCGGCGGCGACAUCUACGUCAACUUUACCAUCGCAAGCAUCGUGGAGGCAGCAGCCUACGUCAUGUGUCUGUUUCUGUUGGACCGACUGGGCCGGAAGUUCCUACACUGUGGCAGCAUGUUGACAGGAGGGAUUGCUUGUAUUGCCACCAUCUUCCCUGUUUUGUAUGGAGGCCCAGACCUGGAAUGGGUAACAAUUACUCUGUCAAUGAUUGGUAAAUUUGGAGCGUCUGCUGCUUUCGCAGUUAUUUACAUAUUUGCUGCGGAACUAUUCCCUACUGUAAUGAGAAACUCUGGUAUGGGUGGCAGCUCCCUCUCUGGACGUAUUGGAGGAAUUGUGUCCCCUUACAUUGCUGAUCUGGGCACUCUUGUUGGUGGUGACUUCGGUAACGCACUCCCCCUUCUGGUGUUUGGUGCUGUGACAGUGACGGCGGGGAUACUCUCACUGUGGCUACCCGAAACACGGAAUCGAAAACUGCCGGAAACUAUCGAGGAUGCCAAAGUUUUCGGAAAGUCCUUGGCAAGCAUAUUAGGUUACAUCGGUCCCAGGCACGCAUACUUAACUGGGCUUUUGGAAGAAUGCCCUUCACCACAAGAGGACGAAACCUUCCACGCUUUUACUUCAGGAUUGAGUGGACCGCUGCACAGUUGCUCCCAGACGUUGACGAUGAAGUUUGACAACAUCUUAGAACAUUUAGGGGAGUUUGGCUCCUAUCAAAAACGCUUGUACCUGCUGGUGUGUUUAUCUGCAAUUUCCAUCGCCUUUCAGACGCUUCUACCUGUGUUUUACCUGGCCGUUCCGGAUUUCAGGUGUGCAGCUCCAGGCCUAGCUAAUGAUUCUUACAAGAGUCAAGGCUCGGCUCAUGACGUCAUCAUCAACGGUUCUGUUCCCUGGGAACGUGAUGACGAUGGCGUAACGAUGCUAUCAAAAUGCAACGUGUACUCUAACUUGACAGCGGGCAACGAGACACGACAGUGUACAACCUGGGUGUACGACGAAACCACUUUCACGUCCACAGCUCUGGCAGAAUUCAACAUUGUGUGCAGUGACAAAGGGUGGCGAGCCACAUCCAACUCAAUCAAUUUCGCAGGAAGCCUGUGUGGAGCUUUCUUCCUGGGAUUUCUAUCAGAUUUGAUCGGCCGAAAGAAGACAUUCUUUCUGAGCGCACUUUUCCACAGUGCAUCUGGUAUCGGGUUAGCCUUCGCCCCCAACAUUGAGGGUUUCAUAGCACUCAGGUUCAUCAACGGUGCUGCCAAUGCCGGCCUCUUCAUGUCAGCCUUUGUUAUCGGGGUGGAGCUUGUCGGGCCCUCGAAAAGAGUAAUUGCUGGAAUUGUCAUCGAACUGUUCUGGUGCCUCGGUCUGUUCAUUCUGGGAGCUGUGGCUUAUGGUAUUCGGAACUGGCAACACCUUCAGCUGGUUCUCUCUGUGCCAUCUGUGCUAUUGCUCUUCAUGUGGUGGUUUAUUCCCGAAUCUCCAAGAUGGCUGCUGUCACGUGGGAGGGACGCUGAAGCUGAACAGAUUAUCCGGAAGGCGGCAGAAGUGAACGGCGUUGACCUUCCUCCCAAACUAUUCGACAAAUCAACAGUGGACCUGCAGAACCAGCCCAAAGUCAGGGUGUGGGAAAUGUUCACAACGCCAGUUCUCCUCAUAAGAAGUCUCAUCAUCUUCUUCAAUUGGUUUGUGGUCAGCAUGGUGUACUACGGUCUUGGCCUGAACGUACAAAACCUCAGCGGAGACAUCUACCUCAAUUUCACGAUUGCUAACAUCGUGGAAACAUUGGCCUACGUACUAUGUAUUUUCCUCCUCGAUCGUGCUGGAAGAAAGAAACUGCAUUGUGGGAGCAUGAUGCUGGGUGGUAUCGCGUGUCUGGCGACCAUGUUUCCUGUAAUGUAUGGCAACAGCUCCCACACCUGGAUUACCACAGCACUGUCAAUGAUUGGGAAACUUGGUGCUUCUGGAGCCUUUGCCAUCAUAUACGUAUUUUCUGCCGAACUGUUUCCAACUAUUGUCAGAAACUCUGGAAUGGGUUCUAGCUCCGUAUUUGCACGUGUAGGGGGAAUUAUCUCCCCUUUCGUUGCUGAUAUAGGCUUACUUGUUGGAGGCAACCUUAAAACAGCUCUUCCUCUUAUUGUGUUCGGAGCUGUGAGUGUGGGUGCGGGACUGCUCUCACUUGCACUUCCGGAAACCCUCGACCGAAAACUUCCCGAAACAAUCGAAGACGCCAAAGCAUUUGGAAGGACCAACAACAGGAGAGAAUACAAUCUGGACACGCUUGAAGAUAUCAAGUCGGAUGAUAAACAAGCUAAUGAGUUUAAGAAGACAUACGACCAAAAGUUCUAAUCUGAAAAGACAGAUAAGAGUGACUGCUUGACACUUCACCCCUUACCGUGUAGCAAAGGACAGGAUCGAAGACUGGUAACGAGAAUGCGGCGUUACAGUUGCCGACUGAUGCGUGAUAUAUCCGAUGAUCAUGAAACAAAAGUGAUGGGUAUUUCAGUGGCGUGACCGCUGACACUGUUAUUGCGUUUUGUGUGAAAAACCUUCCUGAAAUAUACUGUUCUUUUAUCAGA